Molecule: messenger RNA, 1036 nt
Organism: Alnus glutinosa
Lineage: Eukaryota; Viridiplantae; Streptophyta; Magnoliopsida; Fagales; Betulaceae
Exons: 2
Coding region: 268-798 (176 amino acids)
Source: RefSeq, a predicted model, not a curated record
CAAAAGGAUACCAAAUUCAAGAUCAUAGAUAUCUUUGUUUACAUCCUAUAGUAAAUCAAGAAAUUUCUAAACUUCAAUAUUUUUCUCUAUGCACAUAAAAUAUCUAUGUGAUGCUUAAUAUAUUUAUUGACUUAAUAUCCAUAAAUCUGCCAAGAUGUUAAGCAUCCAAAUUUCUAUAAUCUAUAUGAUACCAAAACUGUAACGCCCCCAAACCACUAAGGGUUAGGUUCUUUGAGGAGUAUCAUCAUUUCCUUAGUUUUUCUAAAAAUGGCUUCUUCAUCCUCUCAAAAUAAUCUUGAUCUGAAUGCUGCGCUUGUAGUGCCAGAAAUUUGGCGCCCAUUGUUCCUAUCUCAGAGAGGUCCUCUUAUGACUAAUGACUCUGUGAUGCUGAGUGAUGCAGUAGCUGCAUCCGUGGCUCAAGGCAUCAUAACUCCUCGAGAUGAAAAGUUGUUGGCGGAUAGGACUGAUGCUCAAGCCAUCAGUGAUUCUUUGGCAUUCAGUAUUCAGGGUGCUUCUUCGGUUUCAAAUAUGGCUCGACGUCUACAAGUUCGAGGGAAUGAAAUUCAAGCGCAGAAAGCUCAAAUUUCGACUUUGCAGCGAAUGUAUAUGGAUUUUAGGCGAAGAAAUCGGGUUCUUCAGCGAGAAAAUAAAGAGCUCAAGAAACUCGUAGACUCAUAUGCGAAUGACCUGGGAAAGAGAUAUACUGAUUUGGAGCAGAACACCAAUCGUCUCCAAGAACAACACAAGGAUCUCUUGCUUGCGGUCCAAAAUCUUAGGGUUUUCUGCCCUGAGGCUUAGCCAGGUUGGUGCAUACCAGAACUCUCCGGGGAUGAUGCAGACAAGGUCCGAUUUGCAAAUCUAUGGUUUUCUUUAAAUCUAAAGUGGUUCAUCUUGUAAGACAAUAAUUAUUCUCUACGUACUGUUCUUAUCUCAAAAACUCUCCUAAGGCUGCUAUAAUCCUUUGAACUGUUAUUUCAUUUCGACCUAUUGCUAAGGUAUAACUCUUGUAUGAUAUCAUGAUCUUCUUUCUAGUUCC